This is a messenger RNA of Cavenderia fasciculata, 489 nucleotides long. RefSeq lists its product as uncharacterized. Bases 1 to 489 code for a protein of 162 amino acids. The transcript has a single exon. NCBI's taxonomy places the organism in Eukaryota, Evosea, Eumycetozoa, Acytosteliales, Cavenderiaceae. The record is from RefSeq and is a predicted model, not a curated record. Gene Ontology annotation, biological process: sexual reproduction.
AUGGAUUCAGUAUCUUGGACACAAGUCAAUCAAACACAAGAUAAUCUGACAUCUUUUAAUGAAUCAAUAUUCCAUGGUACAAUCAACAAUCAAUCGACCAAGAUCCAAAUCAAAAUUGGUCAAUUCUAUAAUACCACCAUCAAUACCUUUGCCAGUGAAGAUAUGCAAAUGCCAUCAAAUUCUCUCAAAUAUACGAUUACAAUCGUUGACUGGGUAUGGUCAUCGCCGUACAACACUCUACAAGUCAUAUUUCACACAAGAUCAGAUUCAGUUGAAUAUGACGAGUGUGGCGUCAUGAAGACAGGGAGUGACGCAUCACCUGGUCAUCAAAUCAUAUGGACUCGAAUUCAAGUUGGAAGAACACUUCUCAACUGCAAGAUAGCGAGUAGAAUGAUUUUGGACAACUCUACAACCAUGCCAUCUAAAGUCACAGUUCUUGCAGACGAUACAUUCUCUCAACAAAUCAAUAACCAAGGUUUAAUCUUUUAA